Cheilinus undulatus (humphead wrasse) is the source of this 2520-nucleotide messenger RNA. RefSeq names its product UDP-glucuronosyltransferase 2C1-like. Gene Ontology annotation, molecular function: UDP-glycosyltransferase activity. NCBI's taxonomy places the organism in Eukaryota, Metazoa, Chordata, Actinopteri, Labriformes, Labridae. The record is from RefSeq and is a predicted model, not a curated record. The coding region runs from base 208 to 1809 and encodes 533 amino acids. The transcript has 3 exons.
AUAUCUACCUCCCAGUCUGCCCUAACGGUGCAGACCCUGUUGUUUUUUCAAAAGAGUAUUUUCCCAUGACUCUGGUACAUCUGCAAGGACAUCAAGAGCACAAGUGGGUUUGUGUCAAUUCUCCCUCAGGUGUGCCAUAUUGCAUAACUGAAGCCGCUCUCUAAAGUUGGAUCGCCUCUCCUACAAGAGUGGAUUUAGGUCAUCAGCAUGAAGGGGCCUUGUUUUUCACUGAUCACCUUUGCUCUACUCCUGAUUCAACUAUCCAGUGCAAGUGGGGGCAAAAUCCUGGUGUUUCCACUGGAUGGAAGCCAUUGGGUAAACAUGAAAGUACUCAUAGAGGAGCUGCACGCCAAAGGCCACGAGGUCACCGUGAUCCGGACUUCAGACAGCUGGUACAUCACUGAGAAGUCUCCCCUCUACAUCUCUGUCACACUCCCUAGGCCUAAUGGAUUUGAGGAAAACUUUGACACCUAUUUGACUCAACAGCUGGAGCUCCGACUUCAGGACAAGCAUACGUCUUUUUGGACUCACAUCUGGACUCAAUAUCAGAUGCAGCAGGUAGUGAUGGAUCAGUUCUCUCAGUUCCAUAAAGGAAUGAGUGAAAUGGUUGUUCAGAUGUUUGAAGAUGAAAACCUCAUGAAGGCAUUACACGAAGCAAAAUAUGAUGUUGUUUUGACUGAUCCAGGUAUUGGCGGGGGAGCUAUGCUUGCACGUCGACUGCAGGUUCCUCUUGUUUUCAAUGUCAGAUGGACCAUUCAAGGUGAAGCUCAUCUCCUUAUCGCCCCUUCCCCUCUGUCAUACAUUCCCUUUACUGCAACAGAGUUCACAGAUAAGAUGACCUUCUUUCAAAGAGUGGCCAAUGUUCUCAGUUACUUCCUUGGGAUGCACACAAUGUCUAAAAUGACAAGACCUCAUUACAAACCACUGGUUGAGAAAUACUUUGGUCCUACUGUGGAUUACUCAACGUUCUUCCUGGAUGCUGACAUUUGGCUGAUGAGGAAUGAUUUUGUUUUUGAAUAUCCACGUCCAACAAUGCCAAACAUCGUCUACAUGGGUGGAUUUCAGUGCAAACCUCCAAAGCCGCUCCCUGCAAACCUGGAGGAGUUUGUGCAAAGUUCUGGAGACCAUGGCGUCAUUGUGAUGACUUUGGGAACAUUAGUGGCAAAGCUUCCUCAGGAAGUCACUGAGGAGAUUGCUGCAGCCUUUGCACAGCUGCCUCAGAAGGUUAUAUGGAGAUACACAGGACAAAAGCCAGCCAACCUGGGCAGCAACACAUUAACGGUCAACUGGCUGCCACAGAAAGACCUCUUGGGGCAUCCAAAGACUAAAGCGUUCGUAACCCACGGAGGCACCAAUGGGGUUCAAGAGGCAAUUCACCAUGGAGUACCCGUGGUCGGACUUCCCUUAUUCUUCGAUCAGCCGGAUAAUCUGUCCAGAAUCCGAGCAAAGGGAGGAGCAGUCAUCGUGGAUAUUGCUGUGCUUGACAGACACAUCUUCGAAGAAGCUUUGAGGGCAGUUCUUUACAACUCCUCAUACAGGGAAAACAUGCAGACUCUCUCUAGGCUGCACAGAGAUCAGCCCAUGAAACCACUGGACCAGGCUGUGUUUUGGAUCGAGUAUGUCAUUAGACAUAAAGGAGGCCAUCAUCUGAAGUCGCAGUCCUACAAAAUGUCCUGGUUUGUUUACCACUCUGUGGAUGUCAUCACUGCUUUGUUGGCUGUCAUUUUUCUAGCAUCAUUCAUCUGUUUUUUAUUUGUAAGGUUUGUGUGGAGGAAAGUUUUUGUGGGGAGAAAAGUUAAAAAUGAAUGACAAAAAAAAUGAAAACAUUUGUCUGUGUGUAACUCAAAGAGUUAAAUAUUCUGCCAGGAACAGCUGAUAGUGACUGUUGUCCCUGAUAAAAUGUGAAACUGUUAUCAUCUUUUGGUAUGAUUGGUACUUACUAUAUAUAGCAGGGGUUAAAAUUUUGAAAUGAGCCUUUAUCCUUCCUCUUUGAUUUACCUUUGAUGAAAUACAUUCAUAGCAAACUGUUUUUUUUUUAAAUAGGGUAACUGUAACCAAUCAGUCUAACAAUCAAGAAAGUGUCACUUGUCACCUGGCUCUACAGUGUUUCUAUCAAUUUACUAAAGGUCACAUAUGAAACACAGAAGUUUCGCUUCAGAUUUCACAUGUAUUAUCAAGGUCUGCCUUGCUGACACGCCCGAUCUGGUAAACCCCUCAUAGACAGCAUUUGGGAAAGGGCAGAGCCUUUGAACAACAACAACAACAAAAAAACUCAGAGGGGGAUUGGAUGAAUGUUCUGUCUGUCACAUCUUAAAGAGCAAAUCAGAGCAACAAAACACGUGACGUAGCCACUACCGAGCUGCGCACCUGUGCCCUAACCGAAGGAGUAAACUCCAUAGAGAACUGCAUAACGCCAACCAUGGUGACACUAGAUAUGCCAGUACACAACUUUUGUUGUUUUUGAAAAGAAAACAACACACUGCUGUUCUUUGUUCUUCUUUAAUGAAGAAAUGUCGUCAA